Microcebus murinus (gray mouse lemur) is the source of this 2535-nucleotide messenger RNA. It is a transcript of the gene EPOP, whose product is annotated as elongin BC and polycomb repressive complex 2 associated protein. The record is from RefSeq and is a predicted model, not a curated record. Lineage: Eukaryota; Metazoa; Chordata; Mammalia; Primates; Cheirogaleidae. Gene Ontology annotation, biological process: neuron fate commitment.
CGAGGGGGCAGUUCUCUAUAACGCGGUCUCCGGGAGCCAGCGGGGAAGAAAGAAGCCGAGCGGGCGGAAGGCGCCCUCCCCGCCGCCUGGGCCCGGGCACCGGGUGCCGGGCCCGGGGUCCUUCCCGCCUCCCGCGGCUGCCGGCCGCUUUGUUUCCCCCGCCUUUGCGUUUCGGGCGACUGGAGAGGGGCUCCUGCCGGGGCUGCGCAGGGAACGCGGCGGCAGGAAGGGCGGCCGACCGCGCCGGGACACGCAGGGACCCAGGAGUCCGGCCGCCGGGAGGGCCGCGUGACGAGAUCGAAGAGGGAGCCGGAGCUCUGCGGCCCCGGGUUGCGGGCCGGGGGCUCCCGUGAGCAGAGACCUCCCCGUCGAGGGGGGGCGAUGUUCCCCUCGCCCGUGGGCUUUACGGGCAGCCAGGGCAUCCCGCCGUUGGGACCCGGGCCCCCUCAGUGGGCAUACCCUCAGGCUGCUCUAUGGAGACUCUGUGCCCCGCUCCCCGCCUGGCAGUGCCGGCGUCCCCACGAGGGUCGCCCUGCUCCCCCACACCCCGGAAGCUGCGUCGGGGGACCCAGGAGUUCUCUCCGCUGUGCCUGCGUGCCCUUGCCUUCUAUGCCCUUGCCAAACCUCGGGCGUCCUCUCUGGACCUGGGGCCUGGGGAGCUGGCGGCGCGGGCCCCGGUGCUGCUGGGCCCUCGCGCCCCCCUGUGCACUGGCGGCUGGGCCCCGGAUGGCCUGAAGCACCUAGGGGGACAGGCCGGGCCGUCCAGCGAUUCGAACUCCCCGGCCACCGAGGAUGCCGACGACGUCGCAGUGUACCCGGGCGCUGGAGAGGAGGAAGAGGGCGGAGGCAGUUUCCCGCACUUCGGCGCUCGCUCCUGUGCACCUCCGGGCCGCUGCCCGGAGCCCCGGCGCCCUCGGGAAUCUACGACCUUCUUCGCCUUGUCCCCGCCUAGGCCAGCCCCAGGUCUCGAGCCCCAGCCUGGCCCAGCCGCCAGCCCGCCUCGGGAGCCCAGUUCCCGGCCUCCGUCGCCACCUGUGGGCCUCUCCACCGAGCCCGCAGGUCCCGGGGCGGCGCCGGAGCAGUCCCUGCCGAGCCAGACAGCCGCAGUCGAUGGAAACCCCCCGCCAGCCGCCCCCGAGGCACCAGCCACUAGUCCCUCGACGGCCAGCACAGCUCCGGCCGCGCCGGGCGAUCUCCGCCAGGAACAUUUCGAUCGCCUGAUCCGCCGGUCUAAACUUUGGUGUUAUGCGAAGGGCUUCGCCCUGGACACUCCUAGUUUGCGUCGGGGGCCUGAGAGGCCGCCAGCGAAAGGGCACGCCCGGGGAGCCGCCAAGAAGCGUAGGCGGCCGACGCCCCCUCAGCGCAGCGCGCAGCCCCGCCGUCCUGCGCCCACGCUCCCCACCUCGAGCACCUUCAGCCUCCUCGACUGCUUCCCCUGCCCCCCGGCCCUGGUGGUGGGGGAGGACGGAGAUUUAGGGCCGGCAUCCUCGCUUCGCCUCCAGGGAGACUCUAAGCCCCCUCCUGCCCAUCCGCUGUGGAGGUGGCAGAUGGGGGGCCCUGCUGUCCCUGAGCCCCCUGGCCUCAAAUUCUGGGGGAUCAAUGUGUAGGAACUCUGAGCGUGUGACCUGUUCUGCCAAGGGGGGAAGUUGGGACCAUGGCCAAACUACCGGCUCGAGGAGAGAGCCCCGUUCCUCACGUUUGUCUAUCCCCUUCCUUUACGUUUUAUGGGCUGUGGACAGAGGGACUUCAAAUGACAGUGAUCUUCAAGCACCUAAGUGGUUGGGGUGACAUUCCCUCCCCUCAUCCUUUGCAGAGGAACCGAGGGCUGGAGUCAGGAGGCUUAACUGAAAAAAGCUGAAUGACACAGAUUCCUAUCCCUCCCCCCUUCUUGGAUCUCUGGGGGCAGGGCCUUCACCCCAGUGGCAGUAAAGGAGGCCACCACUUAAAGACCAAAAAAAGGGGGGUGGGAGAGGAGAGACCUCGGUGAUGGACAAACCGGUUGUUUCUGUGUCUGUGGGAGCCUAGGGGUGUGGGGGUUGUGGUGGGGGUGGGGAGGUGAUUGGCAGCUCCCUGGGGGUAUCCCCCACCCCCACCGUCCAGGCCUUUAACCCUUUGAUUCCCUCAGGCCUUCCCUAGCCUCCUAGCACCACCUGAGCCUUAAUGGGGGAGGGAGCAGUUUGGGCAAGGGGAAGAUCACCCCCAUCCUGUUCUCUUUCUAGGCGCCCCCCAGCUCAAGUGACCCCUAAUUGGUGAGAUCUUCAGUCUCAGCCAGUAACCUUUCCUUUUUCUCCAGUUUUGGAGUUUCCUCCAAUUUUCCCUGUUUGCUUUCAGUUUAUAAGGUCUGGUGGGUAAAAGAGACUCCCCCCCAACCCCUUGAUUAAUCAGCUCCCUCCUCCAGUUUACUCCUCACUCUUAAGGGCUGAGGGACCUUUUCCUGGGAAAGUGCAGACUUUGCUGGGAGAAGGGGCAAGAGACUGUCCCAGGGAAAGUAAUGGAAGGUGGAAGAAAUCAAUAAAAUCAGACCAAACAAGUCGC